CUGAUGAAGCUGAGCCAUGAGACUGUGACUAUCGAACUGAAGAACGGCACUCAGGUGCACGGAACCAUCACAGGGGUGGACGUCAGCAUGAACACCCACCUCAAGGCAGUGAAGAUGACCCUGAAGAACAGGGAGCCCGUGCAGCUGGAGACACUGAGCAUCCGAGGGAACAACAUCCGCUACUUCAUCCUGCCAGACAGCCUGCCCCUGGACACCUUGCUGGUGGAUGUCGAGCCAAAAGUCAAGUCCAAGAAGAGAGAAGCAGUUGCUGGCAGAGGCCGUGGCAGAGGCCGUGGCAGGGGCCGAGGCCGUGGCAGAGGAAGAGGGGGCCCCAGGCGGUAACUUCUCC
Messenger RNA from Merops nubicus (carmine bee-eater), 349 nucleotides. RefSeq names its product small nuclear ribonucleoprotein D1 polypeptide 16kDa (gene SNRPD1). The record is from RefSeq and is a predicted model, not a curated record. Gene Ontology annotation, biological process: spliceosomal snRNP assembly; RNA processing. NCBI's taxonomy places the organism in Eukaryota, Metazoa, Chordata, Aves, Coraciiformes, Meropidae. The coding region runs from base 4 to 342 and encodes 112 amino acids. The transcript is spliced from 3 exons. Gene Ontology annotation, cellular component: U1 snRNP; U4 snRNP; commitment complex. Gene Ontology annotation, molecular function: RNA binding.